Messenger RNA from [Torrubiella] hemipterigena, 702 nucleotides. The record is from the annotation of a GenBank genome assembly. NCBI's taxonomy places the organism in Eukaryota, Fungi, Ascomycota, Sordariomycetes, Hypocreales, Clavicipitaceae.
AUGGAAGUCGCUGCGCUUGGUCAACUAUUGGAGUAUGUGGGUGAUAUGAUGGAGAUUGACUAUGUAGGUGAGCUAGGCAAGUCCGAUUGGAAAGACGGAAUUGAUUUCAUGGACGACGUGGAAAUAUGGGCCACCAAAUAUGAGGACGACCAUAUGAAGGCUCUGCCAGAAAUUAAAGAACUAGGUGAGGUAUUGUUAGGGCUGCUUCUCUCUUCCUACCCUUCCUUCGCACGGCCAAUCGGAUAUCAAGUUGUGGUGACGUUACUUGGCGAGAGACUUCGUCACGCAUUCAGUCUACCAGAGCCUAGCAUUGGCACUAUUACACUGGUCCAUGCAGCACUGUGUGUUCGCCGAUUCAUAGUUCGAUACUUGAUGCUUCCUCGUCUGUUUCCUGUGGACUAUCUCUCAGACCCUGAUCCAAAGUCGGGUCGCAUGCACAAGCUCCGUUAUCUUAAAGAGCCGUGGUACAACGAUGCUACGAUUUGGACGCGUUGGAAUCCAGUUGCGAUUGCGACAAGGCUAUCCGGUGUACAAAUCCCCGGAGAUGGUGGUGCAGAGAUGAAGCCAGAGGGGCUCCUAUUCGAAGAUGUCGGCCCCAAGUCAAAGAUGGGUCGCGGCAACGAAGAAGUUGAAAGACUUGAGGAGUCGGCCAGAAGCCGGGUUUCUGGAGGUUGUCCAUUCUCAGCUAAAGCGUCGAUUUAA